Messenger RNA from Helianthus annuus (common sunflower), 2034 nucleotides. RefSeq lists its product as uncharacterized. The record is from RefSeq and is a predicted model, not a curated record. Lineage: Eukaryota; Viridiplantae; Streptophyta; Magnoliopsida; Asterales; Asteraceae. The coding region runs from base 1 to 2034 and encodes 677 amino acids. The transcript is spliced from 2 exons.
AUGGGUUCGACUAGUGCUACUUUGGUUAGUAUGAUUGAUGCAGGUGGCCCUUUAUUUUUGCACCCUAGUGAUUGUGCUAAUCUGUCUAUUGUUACUAUUAAACUUAAGGGGACAGAAAAUUAUACAGUUCGGGCAAACUCUAUGAAUUUAGCUCUACAAGUUAAGAAUAAAAUUGGGUUUAUUGAUGUUUCUUGUCGUAGGUCUACUACUGAUGAAGUAUUAGGUAGACAGUGGGAUAGAUGUAACUCAAUUGUUCUUACUUGGAUUCUAAAUUCUGUGUCUGAUGAACUGUAUCUUGGUCAUGUGUAUUCUAAGCUCGCUUCUGAGGUAUGGAGAGACUUAAAGGAAACUUAUGAUAAAUUUUAUGGGUCUAUUGUGUUUAAUCUAUAUCAAAAAAUUAAUUCAUCUAUGCAAAGUGGCAUGCAUGUUUCUGAAUAUUAUCAUAAACUGAAUUGCAUGUGGAAACAACUUGAUCAGUUACUUGCUUUACCUUCAUGUACUUGUGAUGCAUCUAAACAAUUUAAUGACUUUAAUCAUCUUAUUAAACUGAUGCAAUUUUUGAUGGGUCUUGAUAGUACAUACCAGUAUGUGAGAACUAAUCUUUUAACUAAAGAAACUCUUCCUACAGUAAAAGAUGCUUUUUCCAUUAUUUCAAGAGAAGAGUCACAUCUUCAUAUGAAAAUUUUUUCUGAAAGGAUCCCUAAUAAUACUGUUAGCUUUGCUGCUAAAACAAAUCAAGGUUUUGAUUCAAAGAAAAAGGGUAUUAGACCCCCGAAUCCCAAUCUUAAAUGUUCUCACCGUAACAAGACGGGUCAUACUAUUGAAAAAUGUUUUGAACUGGUUGGUUAUCCUACUUGGAUGACAUCAAAGAACAAUGGGAAUAAGGGUAGCAGGGUUAGUAAUAAUGUUAUUACUGAAACGUCUGAUACUGCUUCUCUAUCUUCUGCUAUGAGUUCUUUGACUAGUGAACAGGUGGCUCAACUUCUUAGUCUUUUGAAUGAUAAGUCAAAAAUUGAUGCUCAGAGCAGUGGUUUUGCUGGUAGGUCUGUCGAUUCUAUGUGUUUUAAUAGUUUUGUUGAUAUGUCUUGCGAAACCUCAUGUGAUCCCAAACCUGUUUACUGUUUUUCUAAUUUUUUCAAGGAUGGAAAUAGGGUUGGGUGGAUCAUUGACUCUGGGGCUAAUCAACAUAUGGUCAUGACUGAUGUUGGUUUUAUUAAUCAAAUUGAUGUAACUGAAUAUAAUAUAAAAGUUAAACAUCCAAAUGGCACUAGUGCUUUGGUUACUAAAAUCGGUGAUGUCAAGUUAAGUGAUAAGGUCAUUUUAUACGAUGUUUUUCUUGUUCCUGAUUAUUGUGUUAACCUUGUUUCUGUUCAUAAGUUAGCCAAAGAUUGCAAAUUAACUGUGACAUUUGAUGAAAAUAACUGUUAUAUUCAGGAUUCUCAAACAAAGAAAAUCAAGGUGACUGGUAAUCAACUUAAUGGUCUCUAUUUCUAUGGUAGCUCUUCUGUUAAGGUGUGUAAUGCUAAAUGUGAUGUUAAUCUAUGGACUCCAUCGUCGGUAUUGAAGGGAAGGUCUCCUUAUGAAUGUGUGUAUGGGUUUGAACCAGUGUUAGGUCAACUUAGGGUUAUAGGAUGUCUUUGUUUUAGUACGAUUUUAAACAAUUCAGAUAAGUUUAAAAGUCAUGCUGAAAAAAGUGUGCUAAUAGGUUAUUCAAAUGAAAAGAAAGGUUAUAAACUUUGGAGUCUUGAUCAUAGGGUGAUGUAUAUCUCUUGCGAUGUUAGGUUUUAUGAAACUAUUUUUCCCUUUAAAGAGAAAAUAACUUUGCCUGAUCAUGAUCUUACUUCGAAUGUUAAUACUCUUAAUUUCUUUGAUUUGUAUGAUUCUGUUAGUACUCCUUGUCCCAAAGUUGGCCCUACUCCCGAUGAUGAAAUCAUUAAUAAUCCUAUUUCUGAUCAUGGGUCUCAGCAGUCCAAUGUUGAAUCUAGUGAGACUUUAGGUAAGGCUGAUUCUCGGCAACCAAGUGUCACUGAUUGA